AUGUCAGAGUUGGCAUACCAAAUACUCCCGGCCGUUAGCCAGAUUGACGUCGGCAAUUAUUCCGUCUUUUAUCGUGAAGCUGGGCCUCCUAAUGCUCCGACUCUGCUAUUGCUUCAUGGCUUCCCAUCAUCUUCAUUCCUCUUUCGACACAUGAUCCCAAUUCUAGCAUUGACCUACCAUGUCAUUGCUCCCGACUUCCCCGGAUUUGGGUUCACAAAGAGUCCUGCGAAGUUCCCUCACACUUUUGACAACAUUGCCGAUGUUAUGGAAGGGUUUCUAGAUGCGCUCAAGAUCCAAGAGUUUUCCGAAUACAUCAUUGACUACGGUGCUCCUGUUGGGCUGCAACUUGCCGUGCGACGCCCACACGCUGUCAAGGCCAUUGUAUCUCAAAACGGGAACGCUUAUGUGGAAGGCCUUGGGCCAGGGUUCGACGCAAUAAGAACAUAUUGGGCGUCUGGAAGCCAAUCUGACCGGGAUGCUCUAAAACCAUUCUUCACCCUUAACGUAACAGAGUCGCAGUAUACCACCGGCACAAAGAACCCGGCAUCUCUCGAGCCGGAAUCGUGGUGGCUUGAUUAUGCACUCAUGAACGACCAAGCGGGAAAUAUCGACAUCCAGCUAGAUUAUCUCUAUGACUACCGGACAAACGUUGCACAGUACCCACAGUGGCAGCAAUACUUGCGCCAGUCUCAAGUACCCCUGCUUGCUGUAUGGGGAGAAAAUGACCAGUUCUUCAUCCCGGCUGGUGCGCAAGCUUUCAAGCGAGACUUGCCGCAUGCUGAGAUUCAUCUCAUCGACGCUGGCCAUUUUGCUCUGAUUAGCAACCUAAAGGAUAUUGUGCAUUACAUGCUGCCAUUUUUAUACAAAAAUUUGAAGCAUCAUUAA
Trichoderma atroviride IMI 206040 is the source of this 885-nucleotide messenger RNA. RefSeq lists its product as uncharacterized. NCBI's taxonomy places the organism in Eukaryota, Fungi, Ascomycota, Sordariomycetes, Hypocreales, Hypocreaceae. Gene Ontology annotation, molecular function: epoxide hydrolase activity. The record is from RefSeq and is a predicted model, not a curated record.